Osmerus eperlanus (European smelt) is the source of this 2962-nucleotide messenger RNA. RefSeq names its product ectodysplasin A (gene eda). Gene Ontology annotation, cellular component: membrane. Gene Ontology annotation, biological process: immune response; animal organ development. The transcript has 8 exons. The record is from RefSeq and is a predicted model, not a curated record. NCBI's taxonomy places the organism in Eukaryota, Metazoa, Chordata, Actinopteri, Osmeriformes, Osmeridae. Bases 123 to 1220 code for a protein of 365 amino acids. Gene Ontology annotation, molecular function: tumor necrosis factor receptor binding; death receptor agonist activity; death receptor binding.
UUAGAUGUGGCCGAAGAUAACUGGCGUUGUAGUACACUCUGUGCAGACAGUUCAAGUUAGGAUCAUAGAGCAGCCAGAAGCCGAGUAUGCUUAGAUAGCAUAGACUGGAACAGUUUCUCGACAUGGCACCGAAAUCUUUGUCUGUAAAGUUGGCAAACUUAGAGGAGAGUGAUUUGAAAGAGUCUACCUGCAUUUGCAGGAGACAGUGCAACAAUUGUAAGAUAUUUUUGGGAUUUUUCGUUUUAUCCCUUUCCUUGCAUUUCAUCACACUGUUCUGUUAUUUGGACCUGAGAUCCGAGGUACAACGAGAGAUUCUCCAGAAAAACAGAGACGAGUCUCAGACGGCCGGCACCAGCGAUAUGAAUGAGAAGCACGCGCCUGGCUUCCAACUGCUGGAAGUCAGCUACCCAAUUGACCUUCAGGCCUUGUCGCUCAUGGCCGAGGAGGAAAACACUCACCUAAAACAGGACAGCCAACAUGUCGUCCUUCGCUCCAAAAGGAGUCAAAAGCGACCAGAAUCAGAGUCAAACGGAAGACGGAAAGAAAAGAAAAAAGGUAAGAAGGGCCCUCCUGGUGCCCCAGGGCCCCCGGGGCCCCCAGGGCCCCAAGGCCCCCCUGGCAUCCCUGGGAUCCCCGGCAUCCCUGGGAGCAACGCCAUGGGCCCCUCCGGUCCCCCAGGACCCCCCGGCCCGGCCGGCCCCCCAGGGCCACAGGGCCCCCCUGGCCCUCAAGGACCUGCAGGAGGCGUGGACAAGGUCAGACUGAGAGACAGUCAGCCGGCCGUGGUUCAUCUUCAAGGCCAGGAGACGACCAUACAGGUCAAGGAAGAUCUUUCAGAAGGCGUGUUAAGAAACUGGAAAAUGAUCUCCAUUCACCACAAGGUGUUCAAGAUGCACUCCCGUUCAGGAGAGCUGGAGGUUCUGGUUGAUGGAACCUACUUCAUCUAUAGUCAGGUAGAAGUUUACUACCUUAACUUCACUGACAUCGCGAGCUACGAGGUGAUGGUGGACAAGACUCCGUUCCUGCGCUGCACAAGAAGCAUCGAGACGGGACAACGCAAGUUCAACACCUGCUACACGGCGGGGGUGUGUCUACUGCGCGCGCGCCAGAAGAUCUCCAUCCGUAUGGUGUACGAGGACACCUCCAUCAGCAUGACCAAUCACACCACCUUCCUGGGAAGCAUCCGCCUAGGGGAGGCCCCUCCAGCCAAUCACUCGUGAGCAGGAAGUCACACACGCCUCCAGGCCACACCCACCCUGGAGUAAACCAUUACUUUGUUCUCUCUGGGGGGGAAACGCUUCGUACAGUUGGAGUCUGUCUGUGGUGAUGGUGGACUGCAAACGUACCUUAUACAUCCACGAUGAGAGGCGUCCUUGCUCUUGAUGUUUUUAAUAAAAUUUGUCUGUUUGUCUCGACUUUUAGAUGAGCGAGGAGAUGGAAAGCAAGGUUGAUAAAAACCUCAUGUCAUGUUUCCAUUCCAAGUUCUUCUUUUUUUUGUGUCUGUGAGUGUAGAAUGCUUGUAUUUUCACACAAAACUGUAUUUGUGGUCCUGAAUGUGAUUGGUUCACGUAUGCCAUUAUGAAAACAUGCACACAUAAUUAUUAGCUUUUGAAUUUAUUGAGGAAAAUACAAUAAAGAUUGUGCUUUUCUGUGAUUAAAAUAACACACAUUAUGUUCAAGCACAAGAGAUUCACAGAUAAAAUGUGCACUGAUUGAAGCAAAUUAUGGAUUUUUCUUUCUCUCUCUCAAUCUUUCUUGUAAGGUCAGUAUGAAUGUUUUAGUGUUUGAUAAUUGAAAUGAAGUUGCUUGCCAAGACUGAAUCUCCUGAAUUCCAUGAUAAUAUUUCUUUGUCUGCUCUCAAUAACACAAACGAUGCAAUUUCUGUGUUACUUUUGCCACCCAGUUUCUCUCUGAAUUUAGUAUUUUUCUUGCUGUAGUUCUUUGGAUUGUUUGAAAGUGACUAAUUUACUUGUCAUUCUGUUUGAGCCAAACCAGCCAUGUCUUUUUUCCUGAAAGGUAGAAUGUGUUUCUAUUUUUUCAACGCGUUUCUCAAAACAGUUUUUUUUUUGCAUACAUAGGCAGCUUGAAGCUUUUGUAAAUAUCACACAGUCAGAAUGUUUCUUACCAUACUCUGUCUCAUGAUCAUGUUUCUAUGUGAAAGGACACAAUAGUCUUUAAAAUAGCAUUUAUGGGCACAUAUUAUGCUUCCAAGUAGGCUACAGUUUAUGGUUCUUUAUGAAUAUCCUCUGCACUGUGCAUAUACUGUAAGUGUUACAGGUCCAUCUCUAUGCAAUCAGCCCUCUAGAACGUAUGUGGGUAUUACAGUAUCAGAAUCUAGUCCAGUUGUUUUGAAUUAUUUCAUUCCGUGAAACAAAGUUAAGAAAGGAAUCAACAUUAGAAUUAUAACAUUCGAAACAUUUUCUUUUGCUGGCCAUAUUCAAGCCCCCUCACCCGCCCCUUGCCUCUCAGUCAAAAGCAAGUUAGCAGUCCAUCAAUGAGAAUCAAAAAUCUGGCUGUUUAGAUUCUGUAAGAUCCGAGUCCUUGCCAUAAUACCUUGAAUUGUUGCCAUGUGUUUUACUGAUGUGGUUGAUGUGUCCCGUUGUUCAUGUAGAAUUAUUAUGGGACGUCUGCCUCAUGAAGUUAAGUUCUUAGAGUAGCUUACUAAAGAUGAGACAAGAUGAAAAUGAUGAAAAUGAAUAAUGAAUUUGAACACAACCCAAAAUGGUCGUUUCUCAGAAUCUAACCUGUUCAGAUGAUGAGUAGGAAUAUAUUGUGUAACUCAUUAUUCUGAUUGUUUGUAGGUAAAUAGGGUAUAUUUUCCCUGACUUUGUUGAAUAUAAUGUACAUUUGUAUACUCUGUUGUGAUUGUACAUAUGUAUAUAAAAUAGAAUUUCAGUUUUUGUAAAUUUAAUUGAUUUAUAAUAUUAAACUGUUUUAACACUAGCACAUCUAUGCUAUGGGA